GUGACUGACAAACGUGGAGAGGCAGUUCGGCUCGAAAUGAGGUGGCUGUGAAUCCCCUUGUAGAUGAGAGUGAAGUUGCUCUGAACUUGGCAGCAGCUCUUCCCGUUAACGACUCAUCUGAUCGAUCGACGAACGUCUUUGGCGUUUGGGAGAAUUGCAACUGGCUUCCUCCUACAUAGCAUUUGAAGAUGAUGCGAUUGCUGUUCCUGUGUCUGCUGCUGCUGCUGCUGCCAGCCGCUACUGCUGCUUCAGAAGAGCGAGAAGGAUCGGCUGAUGAUGAUAUGGAUGACGAGGACUUUACUGAGACAAAUGGGUUUGCAGAUGUUUCCAACAAAAUUUCUCACGGUUCUACAGUUGUAGAUAAAACUACAGGUGAAGAAGAAAAGUCAGAUCAUCUUACCCUGAUUAUCAUCAUUGCAGCUGUGGCUUUGUUGACUCUUUCAGUCGCAGCGAUAGUCACCAUAAUGUUGGUGAGACGCCGCAUGCACAGUCGGCAGCAAGGGGUCUACGCCGUGCCGGCAGAGCAGGACCACAAACGGGCCGUCUAGUUCCUUGUGGAGCUGCAGUUCUUAAACACACAGGCAAGAGAGGAGCGAUGAACUGGGCUAUGUCAUCUCCUCCUCUUUGACUCAGGACAGUUAGACACCUUUGCACAACAGCCUGCUUCUCACCUUUCAGUUCAUUGCUUGCUCCUACACAACCUCCUAUCAAUACAUAUGCAAUAUUUCUCACCUGUUGUAUACUUUUGUCUUUGUCCCUGCCAUUUGUGCUCCACAUACACACACUUUAGCCUGGGACAUUUGGAACACAUUCAAACCUUCUAAUUGGAUUCUAUUUGAGGAAUCCAAAUCAAAGCCAGUAGAAAUGGCUUAAAGCUUCUUUUGUUAAAAGGGAUAAUUUAGCACAGCCAGAGCUCUCCCUUUUUUUUUUAUUACCUGAAACAAGAAAUUAUUCCCACCAGCUAUGCAGUGAAACUGUGUUUGCAUUUGAUUCGGUGCAUGUGGAAGAGACCUGCCGGUGUGAAAUAGUGGUUGAGUGAGACAAACCGUGCUAAUCCACUCUAAGCCAGCCCAGUGCUCACUUCAUUCUCCUGUUCACUUGUCUGACAUCUUCUGUUCCCGGCCCAUUAGAAAUGACAAGAGGAAGUGCACUGGGAAGAUUAAAAACCCGUUCCUCCGUCUUCUCAACCUCAGUGAAAAAGAAACAAGUGGAAAUAGCCAAUGUGUACACAUUAUUGCAAGGCAGCAAAUUAAUCGACUGCCAUUAAUUAAUUUUCUUUUCUUUUCCACCUCUGUUUUUGGUUCUGAAAAGUAUGUCACUUCACUCUUGCUGAUUUUAAAUAGCUCUGUGAACAUUGUAGAGAGUUAGAUUAUCGCCUCACACACUGGUGGAGAGAAGCCUGCUGUGAGGGAGGGAUAACAUCUUGCGAAACACACACAGUGUUGGGGAUGAUUGGGUAAAUAUACCAACAAUGCCUUUGUUUCAAUCCUUCAAAGAAUGAUGGCUUCUCUGUUUUCAUUUAAAAUGAAAAUCGAUCAGGCCCCGGGAAUGAAAGCUUUCCAUCAGAGAAUCCAAGGGACUGAUUUGCUCUUAUACAGAGAGGGGGAACUUACUCCGUCUAAAGGCGAGAGUGACACACCCCUGUUCAACAUGUUUCAUGAGGACAAUUACUACGGAGUCAGCAGCAUUGGGAAUUGCUUCAUUGGCUCAAAUCCAGCUAGAGAGAGCAAAAACAAUUAAGUGGUUACGUCACACUGAAGUGAAUCAAACACGAUCCAGCCCAGUUUAUUCUAAGCAGAUUGGCAGAUGUGAUUACUGUUGGUGCAUUUGUUGUACCGUUCAUAUUUGAGCACUGUGUGUACAAUAUGUUACUUCUCAAAAGCAUAGCCUUCCCCAAUAAGCUUUAAAACAGGGGCCAGCAUUUCAAAGGCAGGACAAUUGGACAAAAAAAAAAAAGUAAGAUAAAACAUUUCAGUUUUUUAUGUUUGUAUAGUCAUUAAUCAUAUUUCUGUCAGACCAAAGCAACACAGUGUAGCAACAUCUGAAUGCACGAAAGCCUUCUUUUUGUAGAAAUCCAGAAAAUUAAAAAAAAAAUACAGUAUUUGGUCCGCAAUCUUUUUAUUUUCUUGUAACGCCUCUCUGCUGUGACACUUCUCAUGUAAAUCUACUGUAACAUACUGUAUGUAGUUGAGCUUUUUUUCUAUCUCAGCGUGAUGUACGUGGAUUCAUUUAAAAAAAAUCUGAUUCUAUUUCUGUCAGUGCUCAAAAAAUUGUAUGACCAUAUGUUAAGUAUUCUAGCUUUUAAUAUAAUAUAUUCUAUGUAUUUUCAGAUUUACUGAUCUAUGCAUUUGCAUAAGGUCCCUUGAUGGAAAAUAUAUUUGACUAAAUUGUCUUUUAAUGUUGAGUUAAAGGGGCAGUGUCUUCUCUUCACUGUUCAUUCAUAAGUUCUGUGUAUAAAAGUUGGGGGCGGCAGUCAGUUAUUGGCCCAUAACUCUUAUGUUAAUUUUUUGUAAUAUUUAGUGCAGCCAAAAAAAAAAAUUUAAAUCUGGACGUAAUGUUAAGUACGUAUGUCUAUAUGCAGAUCAACCCAUAUGUAUUAUUUGUGUCAAGGACAUUCAUAGUAGCUUUUCAUCAUAUAAUAAUUUACAAAGUUUGUGAUAAACAAGAUCAAUGAACUGACUCCAUUUGCAAAGCUGAAGUAGCCUCGAUUUUGUUCUGGUAGCAAUUUAAGACAGCGAUUGCGAUAUUAUGUAGCUAUACUGAACUUUGCAUUGUGUUUAUUUUUAGCAUUAAACCCCGUUAAUAAAUUUGCUUGGUUUCCUC
Scophthalmus maximus (turbot) is the source of this 2823-nucleotide messenger RNA. RefSeq lists its product as uncharacterized. The transcript has 9 exons. The coding region runs from base 189 to 548 and encodes 119 amino acids. The record is from RefSeq and is a predicted model, not a curated record. NCBI's taxonomy places the organism in Eukaryota, Metazoa, Chordata, Actinopteri, Pleuronectiformes, Scophthalmidae.